AUGGCAACCGCUCAGAAGCAAAGGAAUUGUGUGAGUGCAGUUGUAUUUCCUAACAAAAUAUCUACUGAACAGCAAUCCCUGAUGCUAGUGAAGAGGCUCCUGGCAGUAGCUGUAUCCUGCAUUACAUAUCUGAGAGGAAUCUUUCCUGAAAGUGCCUAUGGAACAAGAUACAUGGAUGAUGUCUGUGUCAAAAUUCUGAGGGAAGACAAAAACUGUCCUGGCUCUACUCAGCUGGUGAAAUGGAUGUUAGGAUGUUAUGAUGCCUUGCAGAAGAAAUACCUAAGGAUGAUUGUCCUAGCAGUCUAUACCCAUCCAGAAGAUCCUCAGACAAUUACAGAAUGUUACCACUUCAAAUUCAAGUACACCCACAAUGGGCCACUCCUGGAUUUCAGCAGUAAGAAUAAAAGGAAUGAUUCCCCAAUCACCUGUGCAGACACCAAGAAAGCAAGUAUCCUCCUCAUUCGCAAGAUUUAUGUUCUGAUGCAAAACCUGAGUCCAUUACCAAAUGAUGUUUGCCUGACUAUGAAGCUGUUUUAUUAUGAUGAAGUUACACCAUCUGAUUACCAGCCUCCUGGUUUUAAGGAGGGUGAAUGUGAGGGGAUGAUAUUUGAGGGGGAGCCUAUGUAUCUUAAUGUGGGUGAAGUGCCAACGCCUUUUCAUAUGCUGAAAGUUAAAGUUACGACUGAAAAACAACGAAUGGAAAAUGUUGAUAAAAGCAUCCUAAAGCACGGAGAGACUAAUGUGCCCCUCCAGGUGCUCAGAGUGGACAGAGAUGAUCCAGAAGAGAACCAGGACAUGAAUGUAAGAGAAGAUCCUGUCUUGGAUAAUAAAGUGGAAGAUAAGAAUAAUGUAAAUAUUUCAGAAGCUCAAGAACCAAAUUUAACUUGUGAAGAGGGUGAAAGUACGAAGGCUGGAGGGAACCAGAAUCUGUAUGUUUCUAAUCCUCAGGUUGAUCAUUUGGCAAGUAAGACAUCUGAACUUAAUGUGUCAGAGAGCAGGACAAGAAGUGGAAAGAUAUUUCAAACCAGCGCUGUUCAUCACUUUGAACCCUCAUCUAGUCAAGAUGUGCUGCCAAAAAGGAGGAAGAUCAGUGAACCAAAGGAGCAGUUUUAG
Messenger RNA from Gavia stellata (red-throated loon), 1113 nucleotides. It is a transcript of the gene HORMAD1, whose product is annotated as HORMA domain containing 1. The record is from RefSeq and is a predicted model, not a curated record. Lineage: Eukaryota; Metazoa; Chordata; Aves; Gaviiformes; Gaviidae. Bases 1 to 1113 code for a protein of 370 amino acids. The transcript is spliced from 13 exons.